UCCACAGCCAUGUCCUGCUAUGACCUGUGUCCACCCACCACCUGUGGACCAACCCCACUUGCCAACAGCUGCAACGAGCCCUGUGUCAGGCAGUGCCAGGACUCCACCGUGGUCAUCCAACCCUCUCCUGUGGUGGUCACCCUGCCUGGACCCAUCCUCAGCUCCUUCCCUCAGAACACCGCUGUGGGAUCCUCAGCAUCUGCAGCUGUCGGGAGCGCGCUCAGUGCUGGUGGGGUCCCGAUCUCCUCUGGCAGCUCCUUGGGAUUUGGGAGCUUUGGUUACCCAGGCUUGGGCAGGGGGGACCGCCGAGCCCUUCGUCGCUACAACAACUACCGCAGCGGCUUCUAUGGGCCAUACUAA
Molecule: messenger RNA, 360 nt
Organism: Antrostomus carolinensis (chuck-will's-widow)
Lineage: Eukaryota; Metazoa; Chordata; Aves; Caprimulgiformes; Caprimulgidae
Product: feather beta keratin
Exons: 1
Coding region: 10-360 (116 amino acids)
Cellular component (GO): intermediate filament
Molecular function (GO): structural constituent of cytoskeleton
Source: RefSeq, a predicted model, not a curated record